UUUAGUGAAUUUUUAUGAGUUGAUUAAUGUACAAACGAAAAAAUUUGAAAUAAUACAAGUGAUUUUAUGUUCGGGUGUUACGACCGCGAUUACGACUGGAAAUACUCAACAAAAUAGUCAAGAAUUUAUAAAAAUAUGUCAAGAAUCUAUUAUUAAUUUACCAUGGUUUGCAAUACCUUUUUCAGAUUUGGAACGAAAGACUAGAUUAAGCCGAAAAUAUAAUAUAUUAACUGGAAUGCCAACAUUAAUAUUAUUAAACUCCGAUUUAACGUUAAUCACAACAAUGGGUCGAGAUCGUUUAUUAGAAGAUCCCGAAGGUAAUAAUUUUCCAUGGCGACCAAGACCUGUACAACAAAUUCUGAAAGAUGUAAAAUUAAUGAAAGGUGGUUUCUGGGAUAUUUCACAUUGUGAUGAAAAAGAUACGCUAUAUUUAAAAUUUGGUGGUCAUUUAAUAUGGGCAUUUUAUUUUUCUGCAAAUUGGUGUCCACCAUGCAGAGCGUUUACACCACAAUUAUUGAAUACAUAUCAACAAAUUCGAAAACGUGGUGAACAAUUCGAAAUAAUUUUUGUAAGUAAUGAUCGAAGUGAGAAUUCAUUUAGUUUAUAUACCGAAACAAUGCCUUGGUUGGCUGUACCUUACGAAUCAGAGGACAUACGAAAAGAAUUAACAUCGUUAUUUGGUAUUCAAGGUAUUCCAACGUUAGUCGUUUUAGAUGAAAAUGGUAAAAUCAUUACGGAUGAUGGCAGAUCAGAAGUUUUAGAUGAUCCAGAUGGACUGAAUUUUCCAUGGAAACCAAGACCUUUGAAUAUAUUAACAGAGCGUUAUGCAACAAAAAUGCAUGAUUUUCCAGCAAUAAUUUUGUUUAUUGACGGUGAUGACAAUGAAUUGGAAUUUGCGCACAAUGUAUUAGAACCAAUUGCACAAGUUUAUUGUAAAGAAAAUGAGACUCAGCAUCAUGAAACGGACGAUCAUCAUCGUAAUGUAUUAUUUCUAAUUGGAACUGAUUCAGAUACAAGUGAUAUAUUACGUGAAUUUGUUGGCUUAGAUGAUGUCAUACCAUUAUUAGCGGCUGUUAAUAUACCAGAAAAGAAAUUCUCUUAUUUAGAAUAUGGUAUUGAAAUUACAUCACAAUCUGUAGAACAAUUUGUUCAAAAAUUUUUAAAUAAUUCAUUAGAUAUGCGUGAUAUUCGUAUUCAUAAUUCUAGUAAUAAAUUUUCAUCAACUAUAGAUUCUGAAAAUCAAUAA
This is a messenger RNA of Chrysoperla carnea, 1246 nucleotides long. RefSeq names its product nucleoredoxin-like. The record is from RefSeq and is a predicted model, not a curated record. NCBI's taxonomy places the organism in Eukaryota, Metazoa, Arthropoda, Insecta, Neuroptera, Chrysopidae. The transcript has 5 exons. The coding region runs from base 236 to 1246 and encodes 336 amino acids.